This is a messenger RNA of Chaetomium globosum CBS 148.51, 258 nucleotides long. RefSeq lists its product as uncharacterized. The coding region runs from base 1 to 258 and encodes 85 amino acids. Lineage: Eukaryota; Fungi; Ascomycota; Sordariomycetes; Sordariales; Chaetomiaceae. The record is from RefSeq and is a predicted model, not a curated record. The transcript is spliced from 2 exons.
AUGGGCUUCUCCUCCACUACUACCACCACCAAGUCUCCCACAAAGUGCCCCGCCAACGCCCCAUCUUCUUUUUCACCUUCUUCUUCUUCUUCUAGACACCGUGACGCACCCGCCGGGGACAUGUAUACCCAGCUCCCGUCAAGUCUACCGAGCACAAGGAAGAACAACCCGCGGGCGGUGACGGUGGAGGAUGAGGAUGAGGUUGAGAUUGAGAUUGAGAUUGAUUUUGGAGGCGCAACGGCCGGUGCUGGUGCGUGA